Molecule: messenger RNA, 1263 nt
Organism: Lindgomyces ingoldianus
Lineage: Eukaryota; Fungi; Ascomycota; Dothideomycetes; Pleosporales; Lindgomycetaceae
Exons: 11
Coding region: 1-1263 (420 amino acids)
Source: RefSeq, a predicted model, not a curated record
AUGGCUUGUGCCAACAAUCGAGAAACUUUACUGGUCAUCACCCUCACUCCUUUCCCCUCCAGCUCAACCCGAAGUUCAAACCUCCUAACCACGACCCCCUCAUAUCUCCAAGCCUCACUAACCUCCCACGGGCAAAGAAACCCGCUAACCUGGACUAUCCCGUAUUCUCCAAACAGCCUCCCUAUCUUCAAAGAUAUUUCCUCAUUCCAGGGGAACGCUGUAAUCCUCGAUUCCGCGCCAUUUAAAACCACUUUUGUCCUCGGUAGGAUUGGGCAUUGUGACUUUCUCAAGGGAGGGGAAAUUCAAGUGCAUCGCUCUAAGGGAAUAUUGCAAUCAUGCUCUUUCCGUGUUUUGAAAAGUGUGCUUGAGAAGUUGGGCGUGUCGCUAUUGGCGUCGGUGCUGAAGACUUCAUUCCAAGAGGAACUUGUGCUAUAUUAUCGUGGUAGAUGUUACUUUUUCUUCUCUUGUCGCUUCUACAAAUUUUCUCGCUCAACACCUGGGUCUCCGGGAGGUAGUACACAGCACGAGCUGACAGUUAGUUCUUCAAGUUGGGGAAAGCUGCUAAAGCCCAUAAGAGUCGCAUCAUAUAUGAUAUCACCCAAGUAUGCUCUCAAACGCAGAUGGAGAGACAGACCGAGCCAGCGUUUCCAUCAGGAAGUAGUACGAUUCGACUCAGGCUUUCUAGACAAGUUACGUCUCACUUAUCAUAUACUUUUGUUUGCUUCACCUGACAGCAGGGUAACUGUCCUUUUCCCCCCGCUGAAGGCUCUGUGCCAUCUCCCCAUACAAGGGACUGUUAUCUUUUGCUAUGAUAAGUGGCACAAACACGCUCCCCCAGCCCUCACACGCGUGGAGCAAAAGUAUCAAUCGUACUACUUCCUGUUGGAAACGCUGGACCGAGCAACAAGCACUCGAUUUCGAGAAGGCAAGGCCAAGAUGAUAGAAGACCCUGCAUGUGAGACGGCUCGAAGCUCUAGAAAUAGGUCCCAUGUAACUGGAGUGCGGCGAUUGCUGACUUUUCUUGAAUUGCGGUCUCAAGGAUCUAGGGCUUGCCAAGAGAAGCAAGUUUUACAAGUCUACAAUGAUUAUGGCGUGCAGAUCUACCGAACGGAUCUUGGACAGGUCGACAGGAAGAGCGGAGAACUGGCCAAAGAGCCGAUUGUUAUUCUCUUCACUGCGUUGAGGAUAGUUUUGACAUUUGUAGAAGUCAAUACCCCUUGUACUCUAAGCUCAGAUAUUGCAGAUUCGGGAAGUCCACUUUAG